AACAUAUACACGCAAUCACGUGGUUUAUAACCUAAGGUGUACUUGAUUAUCUAGGUGGACGUUACAGGAUGGCCUUCAAAACUCUGAUGUGUAUCCUGUUUGUUUUCUUCAUCAAGUCACAGAUAGAAAGUCUACCACAAGGCAUUGUGAUCAAUUUUGAUAUAGAGUGCGGCGAAAGCAUAAAUGAUACAGCUAACAUCACAUUUCUCACCGACGUGGAUUACGUCACAGGUGUCGCCUUAUGUAAUGGAACGGAAGUAAUACUGACCCCUAUCGAUGACUUUCGAUCAACAAUUAAUGCCAGUUACCCAGGAGGACCAGAAGUCGGAUGUAUAUUUUUGAGAACUUACGGACCUGGAAUAGAUGUCUAUAGCGUGAACAUUGAAGUUGCUCACAACGUAAAUGGUACAUUAAUUCAAAAUGCUGACGAUGUAUAUUCUUUAACAUGUUCGUUUGGAGAUGAAAUAGAUGGACAUGCCAAUGCAAGGGAAAUCGAUGACAGUCACUUUCCUGCUAAAGCUUUAACUACUGUAAAAGCAAGCAAUGUAACAACUAAUCUGACGCUUGAUGUUGUCGAUUACGAUGGAGUUUCAUUAACAGGGAAAUUAAUACCACUCGGAAAAAAUAUCCGACUAAAAGCUGAAAUAUCAGCUACAAGUAACGAGACGGCCCUAAGAGCUUUCAGCUGCCAAGCUAUAUCAUACGAUGGAAUGGAGACAUUCAACAUUUUAAUAAGCGGAUGCGGGGAUGGGCUUAUUAUCAAGAAGACUCUUGGUUUUACCACAACAGGAAAUGCUACUUUCAGUCCAUUUUUUAAAGCUUUUAGAAUGCGAGGAAAUCAGAAAAUAAAAUUCCAGUGUCAGUUUACUGCUUGCCAACGAGCUGGUGGAUGUGAUGGGAGUACCUGUUAUAAAUACGUUGUUCAAAGAUGAUCGGUGAAGAGGAUUGAAAGCAAUAAAGUGUAAUGAACAUUCA
Molecule: messenger RNA, 975 nt
Organism: Mytilus californianus (California mussel)
Lineage: Eukaryota; Metazoa; Mollusca; Bivalvia; Mytilida; Mytilidae
Product: vitelline envelope sperm lysin receptor-like
Exons: 9
Coding region: 69-932 (287 amino acids)
Source: RefSeq, a predicted model, not a curated record